GAAAAUACUGAAGCUAUAAAACCAACUGAAAAAGUUGAUGACUUUUUGCUGUCACUGUUUAAGGCACUGGACAGGCAGAAAUCUAAAGAUGAUCGAAAAAUAGUGGAAAAAAAAUCAGAGCCCAGAAGAAGAUACUUUAAUACAUUUAAAAAAAAAUGGACUUCUUCAAAUUGAUAUCUUCUUGUGGAUACUAUGGCUCUCAACAAAAAAUAUACCCACUUGGAAAGCUUAUGAGAUUUUAAACAUUGUAUAGAUAAAAAAUAAUUCAUCGUAUGUCACCAUCUUUGCUGCCGUCAUAAUUAGCAGUAACUACAAAAUAAUUUGUAAAUUUUAUGAUUUUGACAAAUGUUGUCAAAGUAUGAACUUCUAAUGCUUCUAAAAAAAAAAUCGUACCUUUGCAUGUUUAAUAUUUUUGAACUACUAUUACAACAACUUUUGAGGAAUCUUGUAUUAAAUAUUCAAGUUUUUUAGAUGAGUUAACAAUUUAUAAAUGUAUUAGUAUUUUAAUAAAAUAUAAAAUACACUUGGUAAACCGCAUAUGACCUGCCGGAACGUGGGGUAGACCGCAUACAACAAGAAUACUUUAUAAUUUUCUAUAAAGGUGGUUGUUCGGAGAUUGCCUCCGACUAUGACUGAAGAAAGAUUUCUCAAUGAAGUGUCUCCUCUGCCUGAAUUCAAUUACAUGUAUUUUAUACCCGGUGAUCCACAUGCAGCACCAUUCCAUCAUUCAAGGGUGUAUAUAAAUUUUCUUAAAGAAGACGAUAUGUAUAUGUUUACUGACAAAUUUGAUGGCUACGUAUUUGUUGACGACACUGGUGACGAGUAUCCAGCUACUGUUGAACUAGCACCUUACCAGAGGAUACCAAAAAAAAAAUUAGAUAGAGAUGCAAAUUGGGGUAAGAUACACGAGAACCCAGUGUUUUUAGAGUUUAAACGUAAUUUUGAACAGAAGACUAUCGAUACCACUUUAAAAACUACACAACACUUUUUUGAAUCUGUUGAAGAUAAAUCUCAAGAACAGGACUUGAGUACACCAUUACUUGAAUAUUUAGCAAAGCAGAAUGAUAGGCAACGUGUACGAGUAAAUCAAAAGGAUGAACGUCGUAAAAAAGUAUUUAUUAGAAAACAGGAAAAAGAAGAAGUUUGGAGAAACAAAAAAGUGGAAAAAGAAAUUUUCAUUAAACCCAAACCAAUCACCAAAAGCAACAUAAUCAGUAAAAGAGUAAUUGAUGAAAAACCAGUGAAAGAUACAAUCCAAAAAAAAAUUAUUAAAAGUCAUAAAGAUGAUAUAGGAUUAACUGUUCAAAAAAACAAAUACUGUGAUGAAAGUCAUAAAGUUAAGAGUGAAGAUACAACUAAAGUCGAUGAAGUAAAAAAAAUAGAGAUUAAAAUUAAAUCGGCCAAGCUGAAUAGUUCACACAAAUGUUUUGAUAAUGAUUUAAAAGAAGAUAUUACCUCUAAACCCGAAAACAUUAAUAUAGAUAUGCCCAAAGAAGAUAAUGAUAUUAAAAAGAAAUCAGAAACAUUGAAACCAGGACAUUCAGAAAAUAAAACUAGUGUAUCAUCAAAACAUAGUAAAUGGCAUGAUGAUAAGGAAACAGUUGAAAGUGGUGAAACUGAGAACUAUAAAAAACAUCGAUCUGAUACAGAUAAAAGGUUUGCUUACAAUAAACGAGUAGAUAAUCGCCGUCAAGAAUCCAAGACUGAUCGUCGUAUUAGAAAUAAGGAUCGCCCAGCUAUAGAAAUUUAUAGGCCAGGCAUGGGCAGAUUGAGUAAGUUAAAAGCAGAGAAUGAUAGUAUUGAACCAGAAGCUCAAAAGUAACAGUUCAAAAUUGAAAUUAUACUUAACAAAAAAAUAAUGUACUAGUAUUUGAUUUUUAAGUUAUUUUUCAUAUAACUAAAUUUUGUAACAUACAUUUUUUAGUAAUAUUAAACAUUUAUGAAUCAUGGUAAAUCAUGUUCGGUUUGUUUUAUUAACUAAUGAAUAACGAGUAUUAUAUUUAGAAGUUAUGGAACAAGAGAUGGUGCAUAAGUUUUAAUUAUAAUAUUAAUUUCACAUAGUGAUGAAGAAAAAUUGAUUACAUACUUAUUAUGAAUAAGUAGUUUUAAUUGUACAACAAUAUUUUGUAUUUACUCAAAUCUAAAUUUGUAGGUUGUCCAUUAUGGUUUCAUCUUUCCUUUUUGUGUCUAGUUUGCAUCAUAUUAUGAUAUCAAUUUAUAUUAAAUUAAAUUUUGUGAUUAGGUUUCCAUCUAUUGAGAUUUGGAUAUGUUGUUUCCUGUUAUAGGCUGUACAAAUUGUAUUUAAUAAUUUUGGUUUAAUCUCAAAGCAUAAUACAAUAGUAAUAAUAAUACAUAAGUGAAUAUAAUAUUAUCCUUAAUCCUACUGUAUCUAACUAAUGUAAUUAAGUAGGUUCUAAUUGUAUAGUAUAUAGUGAUCUAUCAUUUUACUACAACUUGUUGAUUAAUUUGCUGUUGGCACAUUCAUUUUGAACAAAUCAAUAGAUGAUAUUGGAGGA
This is a messenger RNA of Myzus persicae (green peach aphid), 2516 nucleotides long. RefSeq names its product regulator of nonsense transcripts 3B (gene Upf3). Bases 629 to 1822 code for a protein of 397 amino acids. The record is from RefSeq and is a predicted model, not a curated record. Gene Ontology annotation, biological process: positive regulation of translation; nuclear-transcribed mRNA catabolic process, nonsense-mediated decay. Gene Ontology annotation, cellular component: cytoplasm; nucleolus. The transcript is spliced from 5 exons. Gene Ontology annotation, molecular function: mRNA binding. NCBI's taxonomy places the organism in Eukaryota, Metazoa, Arthropoda, Insecta, Hemiptera, Aphididae.